Molecule: messenger RNA, 1578 nt
Organism: Chaetomium globosum CBS 148.51
Lineage: Eukaryota; Fungi; Ascomycota; Sordariomycetes; Sordariales; Chaetomiaceae
Exons: 1
Coding region: 1-1578 (525 amino acids)
Molecular function (GO): glycosyltransferase activity
Source: RefSeq, a predicted model, not a curated record
AUGGACGCUGCCCCGUUCUCGACAUUUCCGGAUGCUCUCCGGGGUAAACGGAUCCUACUCUGCACCGAAUCCUUUGGUCCUGUGAACGGCGUGUCCAGGACCACCAUGAUGCUGGUCAACCACCUCCGAACGAACGGCACAAACGUCGUUGUGGUUGCUCCUCACACCGCGGAAUCAACAUUUGUGCCAGAAGGACUUGUCGACGCACAAACCUCGCGCCAGAGGCCUGAGGUCAUCAGGAUCCACGGCUAUCCGUUACCGUUUAAUCCAGAGCUGUCCAUUGUGUAUCCAGCCAGACUCUCCACCCUUUAUAGAAAGUCCUUUGGUUCCGCGCCUGACCUGAUCUACUUGGCCUCGCCUGCAUCGUUGGGGUUCCAGGUAAUGCUUCAACUCAGACAGCAGCCAGCACAAAAGCAAAUCCCCAUCAUCUGCAACUUUCAAACCGACCUCGCAGGUUACUGCGCCAUCCUCUUCCCUUGGCCGCUCAGCAACUUGGCUGUUCUUGCAUUUGCUAGGGUGCAAAGUUUUCUCUUCAACCACAAGAGCGUCCAGACCAUCUUCUAUCCCAGCCGCUUCGUGCGACGCUAUCUAGAGGAGCAACGCGUACAAAGCGACAAGCUGGAGGUCUUGCAGCGUGGGGUGGACACGGAGCUGUUCCAUCCGGCCCGACGCAGCAACAAAUUAAGAGAGGAGAUUGCACCAGCCGGCGAGGUCGUCCUGAUCUGCGUUUCUCGUCUAGCCGGGGAAAAGGGGUUCGGAUUCCUUGCCGAUGCGGCGAGGGCGUUGGAUGCUCGUGGCCUCAAGUUUAAGCUGUACAUUGUCGGAGGUAACCGCAACGCGGCGGUCGAGGCCGAGAUUAAGGAUUCCUUCGGGCCGUCAUUAACAGGCCGAGGGACCGUCAUCUUUGCGGGGUUCCGCGUCGGCGAAGCGCUCGCUGCUGCCUACGCAUCGGCCGACAUUUUCUUGCACUGCUCCACCACUGAAACCUUCGGCCUCGUGGUUCUCGAGUCCAUGGCAAGCGGGGUACCCGUCGUGGCACGGGACGAGGGCGGCCCCAGCGACAUUGUGCGAGACGGAGAGACGGGAUACCUGACGCCGCCGGCUGACUUGACGGCCUUUGUGGAUCGCGUCAUGGUUCUGACCAAGGACGCUGGCCUACGGGAGCAACUUGGUAGAAAUGCACGAGCACAGGCUGAGCAGGCAACAUGGGAGAGAAUCAAUAAUAAAGUUGCCUGGCGGAUGGUGGAAACCAUUGCUAGGCAUCAGAAAGGAAGAUCCCAGGCUGGGUUACCGCAAAACCACAGUUCUCAAGCACAGGCAGAGGAGGGUCUCGGACCGACGACGACGACGCCAUUGAUGGAGCGGUCCAUGCCGCGGUCCAUGCCGACAAACAUUUUGCAAGGUCAACUUGCCAAUGCGCGGCUUGCGGCUGGGAUGGUCGCCAUCUCUCUGACUUGGGUUGUCGUGGGGGCAUAUUUAGUCUUCAUUAAAGUCGGCUUUUGGAUCAAGGCCGCCUCGACGCGCUGUUUGCCCCGGCAUGGAACAGGAUUACAGGAGAACACGUUUGCCUCUAUGUGA